Molecule: messenger RNA, 1389 nt
Organism: Cajanus cajan (pigeon pea)
Lineage: Eukaryota; Viridiplantae; Streptophyta; Magnoliopsida; Fabales; Fabaceae
Source: RefSeq, a predicted model, not a curated record
GUUGCUCUUAUGUGUAUAUAUACUCCUAUAAGCAUACACACCCUUCAUGUACUAAAGACAGCAUCAAUUAGUACUAGUAGAUAAGAUUUUUCUACAUUGAGAUCAUGGCUCCAAUGUUGGAAAGCAACGAGAACGGUGAAGCGAAGCAGGUAAGAAAACACGUGGAAGAGAAGGAAGAUGGGAUCCUAUUUGCCAUGGCCAUGAUGUCUUCCAUGGUGUUACCACUUGGGGUUAGAACCGCAGUGGAGCUUGGAAUCUUCGACAUAAUAGCGAAAGCAGGCGAAGGUGCGAAGCUCUCAGCAGAGGAUAUUGUAAAGCAGAUUGGGUCAAAGAACCCGGAAGCAGCCACAAUGCUGGAUCGGCUUCUGAGUCUAUUGGCGAGUCACUCUAUGCUCUCUACAUCUCUUGCUGAAGGAGAACUAGUGUCUGUGUCUCCUAAGAAGCUCUAUGGCCUCACCUUUGCCUCCAAGUAUUUUGUCACUGAUCACCAUGGUGUCUCCUUCGGACCUGCCUUGAACUUGACUCUCGACAGGGUUUUCUUGGAAAGCUGGAGCGAACUGAAAGGUGCCAUAUUGGAAGGGGGUAUACCAUUCAACAGGGCUCAUGGCAUGCACGCAUUUGAGUAUCCAGCAGUUGAUCCAAGGUUCAAUGAUGUUUUCAACAAAGCUAUGCUCAGCAUUACCACUAUUGUCAUGAAGAGGAUUCUCGAGUUCUACCAAGGUUUCAACAACAUUAAUAGGCUUGUGGAUGUUGGUGGUGGUCUUGGGAUUAAUCUCAAGCUAAUCACUUCUAAAUAUCCCAAUCUUCACGCUGUUAAUUUUGACUUGCCUCAUGUCAUUCAACAUGCCCCAACAUAUCCUGGCGUGGAACAUGUAGGAGGAGAUAUGUUUGUCAGUGUUCCUAACGGAGACGCCAUCUUUAUGAAGUGGAUACUUCAUGAUUGGAGUGAUGAACACUGCUUGAAGCUGUUGAAGAAUUGCCAUAAAGCAAUUCCUAGUGAUGGAAAAGUGAUUGUAGUGGAUUCAGUUCUUCCGGCUUUGCCCGAGACUACAACUACUUCCAAGUCUGGUUUUCAAUCUGACCUAUUGAUGAUGACUCAAAACCCUGGAGGGAAAGAGAGAACCCAGAAUGAAUUCAUGGAAUUGGCAUUAGGAUCUGGAUUCAGUGGUAUCAGAUUCGUAUCUUGUGUUUCUGGCUUCUGGGUUAUGGAGUUUUACAAGUAGACAUUUAUAUAUAAUAUAUGCUUGUCUAGUGUGAUUCACAUUGUACUUUUGUUAUCCUUGGUUUUAUACUAUUUACAUGCAUUUAUAUAUACUAUGGUUGCUCACUGUAUGGAUAAAAUUUUUAUACAGUUUAAUAAAUAUUUUUACCGUUGCUUUUCUAUUGGAA